AUGCAAUAUCCGCAGCCGUUUCUGGCGCUGCUGUCGCUGUGCCUCGUCUACUCGAAUAUCGCCCUUGCCAAAGACAUCACUACCGUCCCAAUCUACCUUCCGCACUACGAUGCCAAGAGCUGGUCGCUGGUGCGGGGCAGCGUAAUUUCAAGUAAUGAUAAAGAAACAACAUAUACCAUUUUCUGUGCGCCGCAAACGCCUCCAAACUGCGAUCUUGCCCUCGAGUUCCCCUUCAUUUUUGUCGAGGGUCAACAGACACUCCAGUUCCACGGCACCAAGACGUCAACCCUGAUUGCCGACCUUGGUUGCACACUGGGCGGAACGACAGCCGCAACGUGCUCUGGCUACUCAAGCCUCAAAAGCGGCUACUCGAAUGGCCUCUACACAGGGCCGACCGAAGUCUCGUGGACUUCGUCCCUGUCCGGCUCCGAAGUGCAAUGGGGCGUCCUAACCAUUGCCGACAAGCCCCAGAAGACGCAUGCCCUCCCUACUCCUGAUCCCACCGAUGGUACAAAUUACGAUGACUUUCUCUACACCGGCACCAUAUCCUCCUCGAUGCCUGCCGAGACGAACCCUAGCGCCGCGUCUCGCGUUGAACUUCGCUGGACUCUGGCCGCGUCGUUAUGCAGCAUGUUUAUUGCCGGUCUAAUGGCAUGA
Molecule: messenger RNA, 657 nt
Organism: Colletotrichum truncatum
Lineage: Eukaryota; Fungi; Ascomycota; Sordariomycetes; Glomerellales; Glomerellaceae
Source: RefSeq, a predicted model, not a curated record